Cynoglossus semilaevis (tongue sole) is the source of this 391-nucleotide messenger RNA. RefSeq names its product collagen alpha-1(X) chain-like. The transcript is spliced from 5 exons. Bases 1 to 279 code for a protein of 92 amino acids. The record is from RefSeq and is a predicted model, not a curated record. Lineage: Eukaryota; Metazoa; Chordata; Actinopteri; Pleuronectiformes; Cynoglossidae.
AUGAGGAAGACUGUAAUUGUGUUGUCGGACCACCUGGGAGGCAGAGGAGAAAAAGGAAGGGAAGGACCACCAGGACUUGAUGGUAAGCCUGGUAAGAACGGCAGUCCAGGGAAAUCUGGCCCUCCUGGAUUACCAGGAUUGAAGGGUGAUGUUGGCCCUGCUGGACUGAGAGGAGAGCCUGGUCCACAAGGAAGCAUGGGAGAGAGAGGAGAAUCAGGCUUACCAGGAGAACCAGGCCCUUCUGGACCAAAGGUGAGUUCACAUGGAUUUAACCUGUAAUAUUGUAAUUGUGAACCUUUUAGCUUUUAGCUAAACUUGAAUAUAAUGCAUAUACAGUAUUAGGCUGUACAUGUGAUUAUCAACUGGCGUCCUGAGGGCCGAAUCAGGCCCG